GGAGGCUGCUGCGCAGUAACUCUCGCGGUAUUUGCGCCGCCCGUCGGCGGGAGCCGCCGCUGGUUCCUGGCGGGCGCUUUUAGCUUCUGUAGUCACCCUCCCUGCUGUGUGGCCAGCGGCCCGGCCGAACAUCAUGACGUCCGCCUUGGAGAACUACAUCAACCGAACUGUUGCUGUCAUUACUUCUGAUGGGAGAAUGAUUGUGGGAACCCUGAAAGGCUUUGACCAGACCAUUAAUUUGAUUUUGGAUGAAAGCCAUGAACGAGUGUUCAGUUCCUCACAGGGAGUAGAACAAGUGGUACUAGGGUUAUACAUCGUAAGAGGAGACAAUGUGGCAGUCAUUGGAGAGAUUGAUGAAGAGACAGAUUCGGCACUUGAUUUGGGAAAUAUUCGAGCAGAACCUCUGAAUUCUGUGGCACACUGAGAAAAAACUACAUAUGAUGGACAUCUGUAAAUCUUUGUACAGAAACUGAUUAUUCUGAGGAUACUGUGCAGAAUUUUUUAUGAAUGUGUCCUUGUGGAUUUUGACUCCAUUUUGAUUCAUUGUAAUAUGAUAUGUAAAUUAAAAUAUUUCUACAUUUUCAUGAAAAACUGUUUUUGGUCUAAAUCAUACAUUUGCUAGCUUGGUUUUAUUUUUUGAUUGAAUAGUGUAAAAAUCUAAUUAUUUUGAGAAGUUUUAGAAAAGAUAUAUUUUAAUACUUGUGGAAAACUAGUUGGAAAGAGAAAUUCAUGUACUAUUUAAAUUAAACAUACAAAUACCAAUAGUGCAGGAUACGUAUGUUUCUUUCCUUUUUUUGUUUUCUUUUUGGCAGCCACACUUGUUAUAUGGAGGUUCCCAGGCUAGGGGUCUAAUCAGAGCUGCAGCUGAGGCCACAGCCACAGCAAUGCAGGAUCCGUAACCUGCUGAGCGAUGUCAGGGAUAAAACCCACAUCCUCACAGAGACAGUGUUGGGUACUUAACCUCUGAGCCACAAUAGGAACUCCAUCUUUCCCUGAUUUUUAAGAAAGUUAUAAGAUGGUAAGUCUUGUCUCCUGUAGUUAUCUAAACCAUUCCUGUUUAUCAUAUUGCCCUGGCAGUUGCUCCCUAGCACUUUGUAAGUGUGGUUUACUAAAAAGUGUGUUUGGUUGAGAAAAGGAAAAAUGCUAACAAAGUUGUCUAUUAUCUGAAAAAAACUAUUGAUUGCACACAAUCUUAAAAGUCAUCUUAGCUUUUAAUUUUAAGAAUUGGGGAAUUUCUAGUAGUAAAGGAGUGUUCUAUUGUUUUUAAAUGUGAGUAAAUAAACCUUAAGUUUAUAUUGAGGCAGUGCUUGCUAUUAUUGUCAACAGCUUUCCAUGACUCCCUAGUUCCAUGAACCCAAUUUCAAAAGAAGUAAACAUGUUUUCUUCAAGCA
Molecule: messenger RNA, 1391 nt
Organism: Sus scrofa (pig)
Lineage: Eukaryota; Metazoa; Chordata; Mammalia; Artiodactyla; Suidae
Gene: LSM8
Product: LSM8 homolog, U6 small nuclear RNA associated
Biological process (GO): mRNA splicing, via spliceosome
Cellular component (GO): precatalytic spliceosome; U6 snRNP; U4/U6 x U5 tri-snRNP complex
Molecular function (GO): mRNA binding
Source: RefSeq, a predicted model, not a curated record